UUAUCAAAAAAGCACAGGGGCCCAGCCACGACCACUAGCAUCACCCACUGCUUUUGGUUGCCAGUCACUACGGUGGCGUGGGCCCCGCGAACAACUCUCCUGUUAGGAAACUGGUUUCUCGUUGGGUCGUCUUUAGUGAUGGCGAUGGGAUGUCGGUGUCGAUUUUAGGGAGCACAUACCUUCUUACUGAGCGUGCUUGUGCAUCAUUGAAAGUGCAGUGCGCGCACAAAGUGAUUCGUAACCUUCAACUCUUCGCAAGAGACAUGUCAGUUCUCCAAGACGCAUAUAAAAAUGCCAUGGUGAGGUAUCAUUCGUACCACGUGCGCCAAGGUGGCUAUCUUUUACAGACCAAGAAUGACUGCAGUCGUGUAAACAACUCUUACCUUGCCGUCUCACACAAGCAAGCAAAAUGCAGUCAUCGAAGUUGCGCACGAUUAUGACAUAAGGCAACGGUAUUUAUUCAUGAACUGAGGCCAUAAUGCAAGUCGACAUCUCCCAUCCAGCAGAUUGAAUGGCGUGGUGAGAAGCGUCCAAAGUGAAGAAGUCACGAGCA
Messenger RNA from Macroventuria anomochaeta, 553 nucleotides. RefSeq lists its product as uncharacterized. Bases 150 to 440 code for a protein of 96 amino acids. Lineage: Eukaryota; Fungi; Ascomycota; Dothideomycetes; Pleosporales; Didymellaceae. The record is from RefSeq and is a predicted model, not a curated record. The transcript has a single exon.